Messenger RNA from Emericellopsis cladophorae, 1938 nucleotides. RefSeq lists its product as uncharacterized. The record is from RefSeq and is a predicted model, not a curated record. Lineage: Eukaryota; Fungi; Ascomycota; Sordariomycetes; Hypocreales; Bionectriaceae. The transcript has a single exon. The coding region runs from base 1 to 1938 and encodes 645 amino acids.
AUGUGUCGCACUCGUUACAUUUACGAGUGUGGGCACGGACGGGAAGAGAAGAACGAUUCUUGUGGACUUGACACCAUAUGGCGCAAGACCCUUCUUUCACAAAAGCGCCACAAGAUCACAAAGGUCCGAAAGGACCGCCUUUGCCGGGCCUGUCGGUCCAACACGGAUGAUAAAACAGCAAAUAAGGCUAGCAAGACGGCAAAGAAACAUCGCGAAGACCAUCACAAGCGGCGUGACACCGGAGAAGAAAGGAACCGGGAGGGUAAGAAGAAGAACCCCAAUAUUCGCCCCCCCGUCGAGGAGCGCCAUCGGACGCCUCCCGUCACACCCGUGCCUGUUGACGAUGGCUAUCGCAGCAGGCACAUUUCAGGCCAGUCUGGACGCUCGCAAAAGUCUCGUCGCCGCAUGAAAGAGGAUGCCUCGGAGCGACAGUAUGAACAUACCCACGACGAAGACCCGUGGGACAUCCCUCGUCCCUCAGCCCCUGGCCCCUACACCGAGCGCGUGGAGGAGUGGGUGUACAGCACUGAGGUCCCCUCUACUGUUGGCUUCGUCGGUUCUACCGCAGCCAACGUUCUGGAUGAAUCGACUGGCAAGAUAUAUGGCGAGGAAAAGGAGCAGGAGCCCUUUCUCCCGGGCCGCGCAUACUGGCCCAAACCUCAACGACAAUCCAGCCCUCUGUGUCCCACUGAGGGGCCCGUCAACGUUUGUCCCCGCCCUGCAAGCUCUGUCUACUCUGCGCACCCCGGCUUCCGAAGGAGUGCCGAAGACAGUCUCAUCAAUGACCCAGGCAGAUACGACGAUGGCCAAAGUGCCAUGGGCACGAUCUGGGAGACAGAGUAUGGCGUUGACACCGAUGGCGAGGCACCUCCCAUGCCCUCCAUGCCACCUGAGCUUGUUGACCCUUGCGACUCGAGCAACCCGAGCCAGAAUGAUCCUUUCUACUUUGACUUGAAAUCACUCGUGGGAUCGGAGACUGCUGAUCGCGUCCUAGACGACGAGAUGGAGGAUGAUCAAUGGCCCACGGCCGACAACCCAUGGCCUGAGCCGCUUGUCAUUCCUGCUGACCGCCGUUCCAUGACCACCAGCACCGAGAUCGGAUACUUGCGCGACCUCCGCAUCGAGCACAACCGCAAGAUGAAGAACUACAUUCCGCCAGAGGAACGCGCCCGCAUGGAGCGCGAGAACUCUCGCAAAAUGGAGCAGAUCAAGGAGGAGUGGCGUGCAAACGCAAGGCGGGUUUCGAACGAGACAGAGAUCACAGCCCCAACCGAUGGUAAAUCAUCAUCUCGCUCCAUGACAGACGGAACUGCGCCGACCUCAUAUAACACAACGCCUGUGAAGAGGAAUAGAGCUACAGCCACGCAGGCAAACCCAAACUACCCUCGUAAGUUCAACUUGGCAGGCGCUCUGAAUGACCCUCACUACCACGGGCGCAUGAAUCCUGGUAUUAACCCCACGCCUUCGAGCUGUGGCUCCCAGGUCUACUUGCAUCCCCGAAGCCCGCCCGCCGUCCCUCAAGCACCCAUUCCAGAGGCGCAGAAGCAGAAGCAGGAAUGCAGAACGACAGUGGAGACAACUUGGUCGCAGAUUCUCCCGCGCGAUCCCAAGUAUGAUCUUGGGGCAGCGCGAGGGCCGCUCCCCAUGGUGCGUCCGAAGGAUAUUCGACGAUAUGAGCGCGAGGAGACGGCGAAGAAGAAGGCCGUGAAGGCCGAGGCCAAGAAGAAGGGCAAAAAUGACAAGAAGCCCGCCGUCUUUGGCCAGGGCUUCCUCACUGCUCUCGGCAUGAGCCGCCAUGAGCCCUCCCUCGAGUCCUUUGCUUGCGCAGAAGCCACUCGACAUGACUCACUGCACAGCCAGAGCACCCAGCGCUCUCACAAGUCUGGCCGGUCCAGCAAGAAAUCGCACAAGUCCUCUCACGGCAACAAGAGGCGCUGA